AUGUCUUACUCCUUUCCGGGAAGCAAACCCUUUGAGUACGGUUUGCGUCCACAUAGCGUGAGGUGCAAGGCGUUGGUCUCGCCCAGCCGGGUCUUGGGCGCGGCGGCGGCAGCCGCGUCACUGGCGGGCGGGAUCCCUCCGCUCUGGGGAGGCAGCGCUGGCGGCGGGGUUGGGGCCACUGAGGAAAUCCAUCCGCGCCGCCGCCGCCGCCGCCUCCGCCGCGGAGGAAGACAGCGCCGCCCGCGCGCCGCCAGCGACCCCCGCCGCAGAGUCCCACCGCCACAGGUACCUCCGCUGGCAAAAGGAGUCCUCGCGCCCCCCAGCCCCAAUUUCCCGCAGGGGAACCUCUCUUCCUUCGGUCUCCCCGGGCUGGCCUCCGGGGAGCGGACAAUCUGGGGGCUGCUGAGGGCCCUGCGGGGUGAUGGGGACCGAGAGCUGAGAGCGUCGCCCCCGCCCCCAGUUUCUUCCUCCAGCCCUGCUUCCUUCUGCCCUGGGCCUCCGGCGGAACGCCCUGUGCCUGGGGGAAGUGGGAGCUGGGUGGGGGACGCCUGGGUCGGCCGAGUGCAGUGUGUACGGCCGGAUCGCACAGGUGUCCCGCGGGUGGGGAAGGACUCAGGCGCCCGGAGCGGAGCCAGCCAAGCCUCUGGGGCCCGGGCGCGAGCCCGCUGGCUGGGCCCCCCAGGUGUCCAGGGCGCCGGGGCCAGGCCGCCUGGGGCCUCCCGCCCGCGCCUGGGAGAGAGCAGCUCCGCGCCUCGGGGCCGGGGACCUCGUUGCGGAGCCGUAAUUACUCGAGAGCGGCUCCCACGGGCUUUCUGCGGGCGCGGCGGGGCGGGCGGUCUCUGCGCUGGAGGGAGCAGCGGGCUCGGGGCUGCCUUCCCCGCCGUUGUCACCCCCACCCGCGGCGGACAGCUAAUGGGGCGCAGCCGGACCAGGGAUUAUCCGGGGUGCUUGGAGGGCGGUGCCGGUGCGGGCUGGGGCAGACGCCAGGUCUGUUUUCGAAGGGACACCCCCCCCCCCCAGUUCCUGCCGCGGUUGUCCCGCCCGGGCUGUGUCCGAGGGAGGGGUUUCCCCUGCGCUUCCUCUUGCACUUCCCGCUCCGUUUCCGGGGGGCGGGAGGAAGAUUGGGGAAGUCGGCUCUUACUCGGCGACGUCUCCGUUGCCGGAGACCCUGGUUGUGCCGCCGCCCCUCCCCCCUCCCCUUGCUUACCCCUUCCGGGCCGUGCUGCAACCCCGCCUUUCCCCCCACUUCCCCGGCGGCCUCGGGCCUGACGUCAGCCCUGCAUC
Cercocebus atys (sooty mangabey) is the source of this 1284-nucleotide messenger RNA. Its product is annotated as collagen alpha-1(I) chain-like. The record is from RefSeq and is a predicted model, not a curated record. Bases 1 to 1269 code for a protein of 422 amino acids. The transcript has 5 exons. Lineage: Eukaryota; Metazoa; Chordata; Mammalia; Primates; Cercopithecidae.